Messenger RNA from Triticum dicoccoides, 1853 nucleotides. RefSeq lists its product as uncharacterized. The transcript has 3 exons. Lineage: Eukaryota; Viridiplantae; Streptophyta; Magnoliopsida; Poales; Poaceae. Gene Ontology annotation, molecular function: nucleic acid binding; zinc ion binding. The coding region runs from base 16 to 1497 and encodes 493 amino acids. The record is from RefSeq and is a predicted model, not a curated record.
UACCAUUUUAACAGAAUGUUUGUUGCAUUCAAGCCUUGCAUCGAUGGUUUCUUAGCUGGUUGUAGGCCUUAUGUUGGUGUGGACUCAACAACACUUUAUGGCAAGUUUAAGGGCCAGUUAGCAUCAGCAACUGCUGUAGAUGGGCACAACUGGCUAUAUUAUGUAGCAUUUGCUGUGUUUGAUUCUGAAACCGGUGAAAACUGGAAAUGGUUCAUGAAACAAUUGCAUAGAGCUAUAGGUUCCCCACCUGGUCUUGUUAUUUCUAGUGAUGCAUGCAAAGGAUUAGAGACUGCCAUUGACCUUGUCUUUCCUAAUUGUGAAAACCGAGAGUGCAUGAGGCACUUGUAUGCAAAUUUUAUGAAGAAAUUCCAUGGUAAAGUGUACACAGAUAAUCUUUAUCCAGCUGCACGGUCUUUCUCACAUCGAAAGUUUAUGCAUCAUAUGAAGAAAAUUCAGGAUGCAAAUCCAGCGGCUAUUGAAUAUCUAGAUAUUCAUCACAAUAGGUUGUGGUAUAGAUGUGGUUUUGGAGAGGCCAGUAAGGUUGAUUAUUUGACAAACAACAUAUCCGAGAGUUUCAACAAGCAAAUAAAAGACUUCAAAGGGCUCAAUGUCCUGAACCUUUUUGACAAAAUUAGGGAGAUCAUCACAGAGAAGUUCUAUAUUAGAGGACAAGUAAGUAAGCAGCUAAAGGGUAGGAUUCUUCCUCAUGUCAUUAAGCAGCUAAAUGCUCUCAGCAAAACCAUUGGUCGAAACAAGAUUCUUUGGACCAGUGAACAUGAGGUAGAAGUCACGUUGUUGGAUCUCAAAUUUGUCAAAAGACACAUUGUCAACUUGAAAGAUAGAACAUGUACUUGUAGAGUUUGGCAAGUUUCAGGAAAGCCAUGCAUGCAUGCACUGGCCUUCAUUUGUAGCAUCAAUGGUGCUGAGAUUCAAACAUAUGUGGAUGAUUACUAUUCUGUGGAUAAGUUCAAGGCAGCGUAUGCUGGGAAUAUCCCUUCCAUGACAGAUAAGUCACAGUGGAUCCAAGUGGAUUUGGGUGUCAAGGUCCACCCUCCUUUGCAGCAAAUAGUGGCUGGUAGGCCACGAGUUCAGAGAAUUAGAGGAUGGCUAGAGCCUGGAAGGAAAAUAGUCAAGUGUAAGAGGUGUGGUGAACCUGGGCACAUGCAGAAGACAUGCAAGGUUCCUAAUCCUGAAUAUAUGGCGGUAGAUGAUGAUAUACCUAUAGAGGAUCCAUCUACACCUACAAACAAAAGGAAGAAAUGUGGUGAAACAACGGCUACAACAGAUGGUGAUGCAACAGAUGAUGAAGUCCUUAUUAAUCUUAUAAGGAAAAGGGCCAGAACAACUCCACAGAAGCCGAAGGCAUCUGAAAAGGUCAAUGCACCAGCCAAGAAGAAGACACCUGUGAAGAUAGCUGCGGUAGAAGAGAAGACCAAGAAAAGGACUCCUGUGAAGAAAGCUACAACACAACAGAAAACCAAAAAGAAGACCCCGUGAAGAAAGUUGCAUCACAAGAGAAAGCCAAGAAGAAGACAUCUAAAGGGAAGAAAGUCAAGAAGAAUGUUCCAUUUGCGCCGGUUAUACCUCCACCUCCACCUCCACCUCCAGAAGGGCAGCCUACAAAUGGUGCAAAAAGAAGCCUUCUUUAUUGGCUUGGUGGCUAGCGGCUGCCGAAAUUAAGUCGUGCUUGUGAACCUGUUUAUGUGAACCUAUUUACUCUACUAAAUCGUGCUUGUGAACCUAUUUACUCAAUUAAAUCUUGCUUGUGAACCUGUUUAUGAAUCGAUAUGAAUUGUGCUUGUUAAUUUGUAUUAAACCGAGCAGAAAUGCUGUUGAAGUUUCUGGCCAGAUUA